Oncorhynchus tshawytscha (Chinook salmon) is the source of this 3170-nucleotide messenger RNA. Its product is annotated as GTPase IMAP family member 8. The transcript is spliced from 5 exons. Gene Ontology annotation, molecular function: GTP binding. Lineage: Eukaryota; Metazoa; Chordata; Actinopteri; Salmoniformes; Salmonidae. The coding region runs from base 468 to 3170 and encodes 900 amino acids. The record is from RefSeq and is a predicted model, not a curated record.
AUUUAUUAUUUGAUCAAUUGUUCACAAUAACGUUGAUAUGACAUUAAAUUAGCUUACUGAAAACCAACAUAGCUACUCAACAAAAAAAUGAUUUCAGAAGAAAGUAGCAGGAGCACUUCAAGUAUUCUACAAGAACCACAUAUGCUCUUAAAGGGGAAUCAGGUUGUCAGACCUGAUGGGGUAUUUUUAUGUUUUAGCCCAUACAUUAGUGGGUUUUUAAUUUUCAAAGUCUCACGAGUGCCUGGACUUUGACUUUUUUUUAUGCCACUUAGCACCUAUUUGUGGUUAAAAUUGUUCCUAUUUGCCUUUCAAAAAAUGAUUUCAGUUUGUCUUAAAAUCAUUCAUGUAAUACUGCCGUGCAUCACACACAUUCAACACAAGCAACAAUCAGCAUUAACAUCAUUACAAAAUACUGAUGUUUGGAUGUGUUUUCAGUCUCGAAUCCAAAGGCCCUGAGAUGCAACAGUAUGGAACUAUUGCCCCCAAAGAUGUCUGAAAGUCCUACAGAGCUAAGGAUUGUGCUGCUCGGCAAGAAUGGCUCUGAGAAGAGUGUUGUUGGGAACUUCAUCCUGGAAACGGGGGCAUUUGACCCCAACUAUGAACAAAGUUGCUGUGUGAGAGUCGGGGGUCAGGUGGAGCGAAGAAGCAUAGCUGUGAUCAACACUCCAGACCUGUUUGACCCUCACAUCUCACUUGACAAACUCUCAGAGGAACUGCGUUGGUGUGUCACUAUGUCUAAACCGGGACCUCAUGUGUUCCUGUUGGUGCUGCAGCCUGAGGAGUUCACACAGGAAGAGGGAGACAGAAUCAGGAAAAUCCUAAACACCCUCAGUGAACGGUCCUUUGACUACUCAAUGGUUCUGACAACUCAUGAAGACAAGAGGGAACACAUGGCUGAGGAUCACCCUCUGAAUCAGAUGGUCAAAGCCUGUAGAGGGAGGCAGCACCUCAUGCACCUCAGCGACCACACGCAACUUAUGGCAGAUGUUGACAAGAUUGUAAAGGAGAAUGGAGGAGACUAUCUCACCUGUGAUGUAUUUGAAGAUGCUACAAGUGACAUGGUUCAAGGGAAAGAGGAAAUCCACAGGAGUAAAACUGAUGGAAGUCUCAAAUCUUCCUCUGAGGAAGAACUUGGAAAGGCUGUUUUGGAACAAGGAGCUUCAGUACAAUGGUACAAUUUUGAUACAUUUACAGAAGUUGGGUUGACAUUCCUUAAGGGAAAAGUGGAGGAGCAGUCAUGGAGUGGAGAAAAAUGUGUGUCUCCACUCAGGAUAGUGUUGCUGGGGAGGAGUGACGACAAGAAAAAAACAGUGGGUAACAUGAUCCUACAGCAAGGGGCUUUUCCAGGAAUAGGCCUCUCUGCUGGUUUGUUUGGCAAAAAACAGCAAUGUGAGUCAGCCAGUGGGAAGGUGAAUGGCAAGUCUGUUACUGUUGUAAAGAGUCCAGACUUCUUUGCUCUGUCUGUGGAGUCCCUGAUGCAGGAGAUGGAGAAAUGUAUGUCCCUCUCUGCUCCUGGGCCUCAUGGGAUCCUGCUUGUGUUGAAGCCUGAGGAGUUCACAGAGGAGAACAGAAACACAUUCAAGUUGAUCCUGAGCAUAUUUGGUAAAGAGGCCUUCAAGCACUCAAUGGUGAUCAUUACUCACGAGGGAGUCACAGGAAAUCCUCAUCUGAGACAAAUGAUCAAAGACUGUGGAGGAAGGCAUCAUGAAAUGUACAAACAAGGAAGUGACCACAAAAAGUUAACUCAAAAGAUAGAAAAGAUGGUAGAGGAGAAUGAACGGAGAUACCUCACCUCCAAUGAAGAGACGACACAUGAUACCAUGACACCAAAGGCUCAGAGACUGAACGUGGUGCUGUGUGGCAGAAGAGGAGCUGGGAAGACUUCUAUAGCCAAUGUCAUACUGGGUCAGACAGAGUCCAGUCCAAAGUCCAGCUCCUCCUCAGUGUGUGUGAAGAGAGAAGGAGAGGUGUGUGGUCGGCCGGUCACCCUCAUCGAGCUGCCUGCUCUGUUUGGAACACAUCUCACUCAGGAGGAAGUGAUGCGUGAGACUUUCCGCUGUGUCUCUCUCUGUGACUCUGGAGUCCAUGCUUUCCUCCUGGUCGUACCUUUGGGUCCAAUUACUGAUGAAGACAAAGGAGAGUUGGAGACCAUCCAGAAGAUUCUCAGCUCACGAGUCAAUGACUUUGUCAUGGUCCUGUUUAGACAGGAUAACAUUCCAGUUGAUAAAACUGCAGUUGACUUUGUGGAACAAAUUGCAGACACAAAGCAACUGAUCAAGAUAUGCGGAGGGCGGUAUAAAAUCUUUGAUGCUUCAAAGAUUGAUAACGCUAAGCAGACGACAGAACUUGUAGCAGAAAUAGUGAAGAUGAUGGAUCAAAACAGAACCUGCUACACUCUGUACAUGUACAUGGAGGCUAAACACCAAUCAGAACUGGACCAAAAGAACAGAAUAAUCAAGGAUUUAGAGGAGAGAAUCAGGAACAUGUCACAAGGUGCUGAAAUGGAGUGUUCCAGCACAGAGUGCAUAAGGGUGGUGCUGAUUGGGAAAACUGGCAACGGGAAGAGCGCCUCGGCAAACACUAUCCUGGGCAGAGAGGAAUUUAAGUCUGAAUCCAGCACUGAUUCUGUGACAACAGUUUGUAAGAAGGCAGUCGGCAAAGUUGAUGGAAGACCAGUUUCUGUGGUGGACACACCUGGUCUUUUUGACACAACACUGUCUAAUAAAGAUGUUCAGCAAGAGAUAGUGAAAUGUGUUUCCCUGUCAGCUCCUGGACCCCAUGUGUUUAUCAUAGUGUUGAGUAUCGGGAGAAUGACACAAGAGGAGCUGGACACUUUGGACCUCAUAGAGACAACCUUUGGUCCACGGGCAGGAAUGUUCUGCUUAGUUCUGUUUUCUAGAGGAGAUGACUUGGGAACAAUGUUGAUUCAAGAUUACAUUGUGAAAAGCAAGAGUGAUAAACUGAAAAAAUUGAUCAGAGAUUGUGGAUGGAGAUUCCAUGUCUUCAACAACAAAGACAAAAACAACCGCACACAGGUCACUGAGCUGAUUAAGAAGAUUAAUGAAAUGGUGUCCAUGAACAAGGGCAGUUUCUACACCAAUGAGAUGUUCCAGGAGGCAGAGGCAGCCAUUAAACAAAAAGAAGAAGAAUAUAAAAUGAGGAAAAACUGA